UUCUGCCCCUCCCCCUCCUGUACGGCCGCCACUCUGCGCCCGGCUUCGUUCUCACAACCUGGUUCUGCCCACACCUGCCCUUCAGCCUUGUGAACAGUGGCUGUCGAACAAUCUCAGGCCCUGCAGACCCACCUCCCUCGCUCCCGUGGUGGCGGUGGUGACGGGCUGGGGACGUGGGGUAGAAAAAUGGGCGGGAUGUGGGAGGCCGCGGUGCCGGGGCCCACUUCCGGAGGACGGGCGGAAGUGGCUGCGGUGGAUGGUGGGAGGGGGAAGGAGUGCGAGGGGAGGGCCGGGCCGCUGGGGGUCGAGGGGGUGGGGCCUGGGCCGGCGCUGGGGAUCGGGCCUGGGGCCUGGAUUGCUACCCGGGCGGGCCGCGGCUCUUAGCCGAGGCGGGGCGGGCGGGAACCAGGUUAACACGAAAAUCUGCCACCUGGGCCAUGCCGCUUCUAAGGCCUGUUUCUUAUGAGCCUCCGCAGAAGACAGAUGGGCCAGUUCUCACAGUGGAUAACUUCCCCUGCCUGAGCAAGAGAUGGGAUAGUAUCUGGGAUCUGCCCAUCACCAGACUCUGAGCUUAAUAAGGCAGCUGAAUGAAGGGAGGUAACGGACCCCUGAGAGGGGCACUGAAGUCUGCAGUGGGGGGGGAGGGGCCUGGACACACCCCUUCCCCCCCAGACUCCUCCCCGUCAGGGUCAGCUCAGCCAUGGACUUUGGACCUGGAUAAGAAGAGAGAAGCUGCACUUUGGUGGAUCUGAUUUGGGAUUCUCAGUUUUGAAAAUGGAGUGCUGAAUGGGGGUUUGAUGAUCUCCUGGGGAGCAACUGAGACAAGAGGAAAGAACAGGUGCAUGGCUGCUUGCUAAUCCCAUAGUCCAGAGGAAGCAUCCCCAGGACUGCAGGCAAGGGAGCCGGGCAAGCCCCGGGCAGCCUUGAACCCUCCGCUCGCCUGCCCUCCCCGGUGGGGGCCAGGAUGCUGAAGAAGCAGUCUGCAGGGCUUGUGCUGUGGGGCGCUAUCCUCUUUGUGGCCUGGAAUGCCCUGCUGCUCCUUUUCUUCUGGACACGCCCAGCACCUGGCAGGCCACCCUCAGUCAGUGCUCUGGAUGACCCUGCCAGCCUCACGCGGGAAGUGAUUCGCCUGGCCCAAGACGCCGAGGUGGAGCUGGAGCGGCAGCGUGGGCUGCUGCAGCAGAUCGGGGAUGCCCUGUGGAGCCAGCGGGGGAGGGUGCCCACAGCGGGCCCUCCCGCCCAGCCGCACGUGCCUGUGACCCCAGCGCCGGCGGUGAUUCCCAUCCUGGUCAUCGCCUGUGACCGCAGCACUGUUCGGCGCUGCCUGGACAAGCUGCUGCACUACCGGCCCUCGGCUGAGCGCUUCCCCAUCAUCGUCAGCCAGGACUGUGGGCACGAGGAGACGGCGCAGGCCAUCGCCUCCUACGGCAGCGCGGUCACGCACAUCCGGCAGCCCGACCUGAGCAGCAUCGCGGUGCCGCCGGACCACCGCAAGUUCCAGGGCUACUACAAGAUCGCGCGGCACUACCGCUGGGCGCUGGGCCAGGUCUUCCACCAGUUUCGCUUCCCCGCGGCCGUGGUGGUGGAGGACGACCUGGAGGUGGCCCCGGACUUCUUCGAGUACUUCCAGGCCACCUAUCCGCUGCUGAAGGCCGACCCCUCGCUCUGGUGCGUCUCGGCCUGGAAUGACAACGGCAAGGAGCAGAUGGUGGACUCCGGCAAGCCCGAGCUGCUCUACCGCACCGACUUCUUCCCUGGCCUGGGCUGGCUGCUGCUGGCCGAGCUCUGGGCCGAGCUGGAGCCCAAGUGGCCGAAGGCCUUCUGGGACGACUGGAUGCGCCGGCCGGAGCAGCGGAAGGGGCGGGCCUGCAUACGCCCCGAAAUCUCCAGAACGAUGACCUUUGGCCGCAAGGGUGUGAGCCACGGGCAGUUCUUUGACCAGCACCUCAAGUUCAUCAAGCUGAACCAGCAGUUUGUGCGCUUCACCCAGCUGGACCUGUCCUACCUGCAGCGGGAGGCCUAUGACCGGGACUUCCUCGCCCGCGUCUACGCGGCCCCGCAGCUGCAGGUGGAGAAAGUGAGGACCAAUGACCGCCAGGAGCUGGGGGAGGUGCGGGUGCAGUAUACCGGCAGGGACAGCUUCAAGGCCUUCGCCAAGGCUCUGGGUGUCAUGGAUGACCUCAAGUCGGGGGUUCCGAGAGCUGGUUACCGGGGUAUUGUCACCUUCCAGUUCCGGGGCCGCCGUGUCCACCUGGCGCCCCCGCCGACGUGGGAGGGCUACGAUCCUAGCUGGAAUUAGCCUGUCCUUCGUGGGCCCCUCCUUACCACAUCAUGAGCUGAGGCGGGACCACAGUCCCCAGGCUGCAUCGGCCUGCCUGUGUUUCCCUCUUAGGUGCAUUUAUCUUUUUGAUUUUUCCGAGUGGCAUUUAAGUGCACAGAUGAUAACGUGAGGAUGAUUCUCCCGUUCUCAAGGGAGUCAGAUCAGGGGAACUAUUCUAGGGUGUGUUGUGGGGUAUGAAGCAGGAAACCACUGUGUGGUAGGGGGACACUGGGCUUGUUGAGGCCAGAAAUGUCCACGUCCUGAGUUUUCUCCUGGGGCAUGUGCGGAGAGUUUGGCAACGUUUGCCCUCUUGACCAGACCCUUCUCCCUGACGUGGCUUUUCCAGCCAGGGCAUGAGCCCUCCUUCUACACCUGCUCCCUUUCCCCCAGUGGGGGCUGGGUUAUGGGAGAAGGGGACAUAUUUGUGGCCAAAAUGAUACUAACCAAAGGGGCUGCCUUGUCAGGGUCUGGUGGAGUUGGUGGGUCACUGGGGCUCACUGCCUCGUCCUCCUCUCCUGUCUCUGACCCCCAGUCAGCCCUUCUCUCCCUGCAGCCUAGCAGUUUAUCGUUCUGAGAUGGAAAGUUGAAGGGGGCAAGCAAGACCUCUCAGCCUAUGCCCAGCUGUCAGGGGAGAGGUGCAGGGAGGAAGGCCUUGUGCUGGGACAACCGCUCUCUUGCCUUACCUCAGAGAGGGACUGUGCCCUGACCCCUCCUUUCUGAAAAUCAGUCCCCUCCCUGUUGCUCUAGGAGGCUCCUGCUGACUUUGUAGAAGACAGAAUUUGAUCCGCGUGUCCCUUUUUCCUCUGGGGUUUGGCGCACAGGCUCCUCCCUGCAGGCUGUGGCUCUGGUGGCCUCUCAGCAUGAGGUGGAGCAGUGACCAGGACGCCUCUGGCCCAGUGCUGCCCAGCCUCCCUGCCCACUCCCAGGCGCCCCAUGUCCUCACAGGCCAGGAUGCCAUGGCAGGGUGGAGAGGACUUGGUGGAUUUUUGCUUCUUGCCUGACCUCAGUUUCAUGAAAGAAAGUGGAAGCUACAGAAUUAUUUUCUAAAAUAAAGUAAAGGCUGAAUUGUCUGAAAAAUA
Messenger RNA from Mandrillus leucophaeus (drill), 3399 nucleotides. It is a transcript of the gene MGAT1, whose product is annotated as mannosyl (alpha-1,3-)-glycoprotein beta-1,2-N-acetylglucosaminyltransferase. Gene Ontology annotation, biological process: protein N-linked glycosylation. Gene Ontology annotation, molecular function: alpha-1,3-mannosylglycoprotein 2-beta-N-acetylglucosaminyltransferase activity. Gene Ontology annotation, cellular component: Golgi apparatus. The transcript is spliced from 4 exons. The record is from RefSeq and is a predicted model, not a curated record. The coding region runs from base 965 to 2299 and encodes 444 amino acids. Lineage: Eukaryota; Metazoa; Chordata; Mammalia; Primates; Cercopithecidae.